This is a messenger RNA of Suillus paluster, 992 nucleotides long. RefSeq lists its product as uncharacterized. The transcript has 7 exons. The record is from RefSeq and is a predicted model, not a curated record. The coding region runs from base 89 to 880 and encodes 263 amino acids. Lineage: Eukaryota; Fungi; Basidiomycota; Agaricomycetes; Boletales; Suillaceae.
ACAGACUCACCGCCUUCGAUAAAAAAAUCAACCCCUGGGUUUUCAAUAUAAAGCGCGAAUACAUUGGCCGUAAUUGCCAACCAUCACAAUGCUACGUCUGCUGUACAUUACGUUAUCUCUUCUCUUAUGCCUUCAGCUCGCUGUUGCGGAUCCUGCCUCGACAGUUUUGCGAAUUUCACGUCACUCCAAGACAUCGUCAAUAGUGACCAAGUCUGUACUAUCGGCUCUCUUGGUUCGGCGAGGAAGAUUCACUGCUCGAGCAGGCAGCGACGGGUGUGCUAGCGGAUACCAGCAAUGUACCAACUACCCAGACACGUGUGCCCCAGUUGGCAACAACUGUUGCAACGAUUUGUAUAGUUGUCCGAGCGAUUCCUUCUGCUUCGAUUCCGGAUGUUGUCCCAAUGACGCGCAGACAUGUAAUGGAAGUUCUUGCUGCGACCCUGAUAGUGUAUGCUGCAAUGACUCUACCGGGGGAUGUUGCCCAAAUGGAUCCACGUGCAUAGCGAAUAGUAAUGAAUGUUCCACUGAGGGCUCCAGUGGUGGAGGUUCUGGAGGUGGAAGCGGUGGAAGUAGCGUCACUACUGCUACUGCUACUGCUACUGCUACUUCCAAGUCUACGUCUACUGUGCUGCACGGAACCACUUCUACCAGCAGCAGUGCAAUCUCAUCCAACAGCCCUACAACGACUACAUCUUCGAGCACUCAUUCCGUCGCUUCUUCAACUGUGUCAUCCGGAGGGUCUUCUGCUACCGGCUCGAGUGUACCUGUGUCAAUUGGGGCUGCUCCUCGUGGUUUCGUAUCCACAAAUGGGAAACAGCUUGCGGCCUUGGCCGUAGUUGUCUGUUUACCGAUUCUUCACAAUGUCGCCCAUAUAUUGUGAACGUGCAACAGUACUUCUUUUCUCAUUUUGACUUACUUGUCAUGUUGUUGGGGUCGUGAUUUAUGGACAUCAAUGAUACGCCAGAUAUCUCACCUGUUGUUCGCUUUCAUAC